UAAUUUCGGCCAUCACACCAAAGAGAGAGAGAGAGGAGAGCCUCUACAAUUCACCAUCCUUCAUUGUUGAAGCAAUCUCAAACCAAGGAAGCUCCAAGGAAGAAGAAAGAGUGAGAAAAGAAGAGAAAAACUUAGAAAAUCAAGGAAUUUCACCAAGGUAUUCUAGACUUCUGAAGAAAGCAAGGAGUGGUUGGAAAAGUCAUCGGAGCCGCCGGAGUUUUCGCCGGAAAAUUCCAAAAGUCGCCGGAGUUCAAACGAAGAGGAUAAAAGCUCACUAGCGUCAUUUCAAGAAAGGGCAUACGGGAGCAAGUCUUCAAUGAAGGAGCAAAGGACAUCCCUACACUGGCUGAGGUAUUCAUGCAUGAACGGAGGGCAACUACAAAGUUCAUAAGUAAUGUAGAGUUAAGACUGCACAAACGAUUGAUCAAGAUGAAGAAUCAUUUUGAUCAACUCCUGGACCUGCGCUUCGAAGAAGUUCACAGGCAUAUCAGAAGCAAUCUGAAGAUUCAACAAGUGUUCAAUUCUCAGGAAAAGUCUCAACUUCAAAUACAGCUCAAAAAUCAGCCAGCUCAAUCAGAGGCUAUCCAGAAGGCUCUUGAGGAACUUUAAGUUGUAUGAAUGCAACUACAAGAGCAAUUUCUCAAUCUCCAGCAAGCACAAGCUGCAGCAGUGCCCUCACAACCUGAAGCAGAGUCCUCUGCCCAACCAGAAGCAGAGCCCUCUGCCCAGGUACUUCUUAAUCCUACUUUAUCCGCUAACCUUGAGCAGGCCAUUCCACUCAUCCAGGAGCAUGAGGCAUUCAUCCAACACCUAAAGAACAAAGAGCUUCCAGCCUUUCUUCAACUCUCCCAGAAGGUGGUCACAAAACAAGUAGAACAUUCUGAAGCCAUUGCAAAAACCAGGGAUGAUGUUGCCAAACACCUAACCAGAAUGCACACUGCCACUCAAGAGGCAUUCUUAAAACAAGGAGGUGAACUUCAAGCACUUGGACAACAUAUACAAACCACUAAUCACAGUCUUCAAAACUUGGAUCGAAUUGUCAAAGAAGAUGUCCAAGUAGAUGUCAUGGAUCUUCGCAACAUUGUCAAUGCAGUAGCAAUCGAAGUGAGUGAUAUGCAUCCAGGAAGAAGAAGACAAGUGGAAGUUGACUCGGAUCCUGAAAUAGAAGUCUUAUUUCAAGAAAGCAUGACCCCUUUUGAUGCCAAAAAGGGGGAAGGUUCAACACAAGCAGGCCCCUCCUCCUUGAGAUCACAAGCAGCCAAGAGAGGAGCAGAAACCAGAAGAAAGAACCAGUGCCUCAAAGAAGAAACGGAGAUCAGGAGAAGAAAAGCAGAAGAAGCAAAGGCAAAAGAAGAGGCCAAAAAGAAACAAGAAGAAAACAAACAAGACUAGAAUAGAUAUAGUCCGAAAUUGACUAUAAACUAUUGUACCUUAGAAACUAGAACAAUGUACAAAACUCAAAUGAAAAAUCAAUAAAAAUAUUUUAUUCUUGUGUUGUAUAGUUUUGGCGUCAUCAAAAAGGGGGAAAUUGUUAGUACCCAAUUUUGAUAGAUUUUGAUGAUGCCACUAUACUUAGCACGUGUACAUUGUAUCUCAAUAUUGUUCGUGUGUUAGCAUUCAAAAUUAUGUGACAAAAUAAAAUGUACAUUUUUUGAGUCGAUUUGAAUAUUACCCGAAAAUUUAAAAUGCAAUAAGGUAAUUUUUAUUUACCUUAAUAGGAUAUUUAGAUCCUAC
This is a messenger RNA of Cuscuta europaea, 1734 nucleotides long. The record is from the annotation of a GenBank genome assembly. NCBI's taxonomy places the organism in Eukaryota, Viridiplantae, Streptophyta, Magnoliopsida, Solanales, Convolvulaceae.